AGUUCUUGUACGGCGGGUCUUGCCACGUGUAAAAUUUUUACGAGUGUGGAAUCCAUUACGUGGCUUACUCUGAUACAUGAAGGCGCGUAUGUUUUCACCCACACGCGCUCUUUCUCUCUCACACUCACACUCACCCUCACUGUUCUUCUCUUUUUCUUUCUUCUCUGAAUUUUUCUCUUUCUUUUAUGGUUUGCUCUCAUGGCUUCUUCUUCCAAGUACUCAGAGGGGACCAGUUGUUCAGGUUUGAGUUCUUCUUCUUCGACUUCUACGUGUUCGUCUUCUUCUUCCUCGUUCAUGGCGGCGGAUCAGAUGGUCAAGGUUGAGAUUGAGGCGGCGGAGGCUCUUGCGGAUUUGGCGGUUUUGGCGGUGCGGGAGAGUGGAGGUGAGCCGUCGGAAGCGAAAUGGGAGAGUAAAUGGAAGGGGAAACGCGCCAGGAAGGAGGUUAAGACCGAGUCGCCGAUUUGUGGCUUUGUCGACUCCUUACCUAGUCGAGUGGAUUUGGACCUUAGGAUUCAGCAGGAAAGUGGAGUGGUAAGUCAUCAGCCAUCGGAAAAGGAAUGUACAAAUCAAUCCCACGCCAAAUGGGAAACGACCAGGAAGAUGUUAAAAGCAGAGAAGGAUGAGGCUAAGUCACUUAAAGUGAGUCCUAUAUGCACUACGAGCUACCCAUUAUCUGGCUGCAGGAGCUCAAGGCGUAAUCUAACUGAGGCUGAAAAGGAAGAAAGAAGAAUACGAAGGAUUUUAGCAAAUAGAGAGUCAGCCAGGAAAACAAUUCGGCGUAGGCAGGCUCUGUGCAAGGAACUAACCAAAAAAGCUGCUGAUCUAGCAUGGGAAAAUGAGAAUUUAAAGAGGGAAAAGGAGUUCGCCUUGAAAGAGUACCAAUCUCUGGAGAGUACUAACAAGGAAUUAAAGGAACAGAUGGCUCAAGCAGUAAAGCCCAAGGAGGAAGAAACUCCAGGAAACAAUAGAUCAUCUCAUGUUCAGAUGCCUCCUUUACCUACCAACUACCCUCUUUUCUUGUUUAGUCGCCCUCCUUGUGCGUCGUAUUUCUGGCCGUCUGUGGUUCAACCUUCAAGUCGUUAUCAUGAACUACACAACGUCGCUGUCGCCCCCUCGAGUAUUCAUUUUCCUGGGAAUAAUAAUGUUUGUGUGUCUGAUUAUUCCCAUGUACAAGAAAACUUAGAUGGCCUAAGAACACCCUUUUGUAUAGUGCCUUGUUCUUGGAUGUUGCCUCAUCAUGAUCAUAGGAAUCUACAGAGUCCUCAAGCCUCGUGUCUCACGGGAAAUAAUCAAGAGGAUGUUUAUUCAAAUUCCCAGAACAGUGCUAAUACUUCAAAUGUAGUUGUGUAUUCAGAAAGCAGACAUUCUUGCUUGCCUUCAGCUGAAGAAAAAACCGAAGUGCCUGACUUGAAUGAAGCUCCUCAGGAACAUACCCGGAACACAGUUGGAGCAGUUGAGGGUGUUGAUGUUGUUUCUCCUGCAAGACUUCUACAAAGGGCGGGGGCCAGCCAAAGAAGGUCAGUCGAACUCGGUUAGGACCCUCGAUCCGGUUCAGCAAAGUUCUUCCAUGUGAGAAUGUAUGCGGAUACCAGUAUCCUCUUCAGAACCGGUUGCUUCCUCAUUUUGUUUAUACGUUCGGAGAAACCUACUAAGUCUGCCUUUCUUGCCUAGUGUGAUUCAGUCGGACCUUUGAUCCAGUUCAGCUAGGUUCUUCCAUGCGAGAAUGUAUGCGUAUCGGUAUCCUCCUCAGGACCGGUUGCUUCCUCCUUGUUUAUAUGUUUGGAGAACCCUACUAAGCUUGCAUUUCUUA
This is a messenger RNA of Cucurbita moschata (crookneck pumpkin), 1810 nucleotides long. RefSeq names its product probable basic-leucine zipper transcription factor F. Gene Ontology annotation, cellular component: nucleus. Bases 199 to 1536 code for a protein of 445 amino acids. NCBI's taxonomy places the organism in Eukaryota, Viridiplantae, Streptophyta, Magnoliopsida, Cucurbitales, Cucurbitaceae. The transcript has 6 exons. The record is from RefSeq and is a predicted model, not a curated record. Gene Ontology annotation, molecular function: sequence-specific DNA binding; DNA-binding transcription factor activity. Gene Ontology annotation, biological process: regulation of DNA-templated transcription.